UAAAGAAGAUGGAUGUCGUCUUGUUUAGCCGGUAAGCCGCAAGCCUCGAGCCCCUGUAUUCGCAGCCUUGGCCUAUUAUGUGGCGUCCAGAAUCUUACAAAGCUUAGUAAUGUGGUGCUGAGAAUUAUGGCUUCAAAUCGUGGACUAUCGAGAUGUGCUACCUUAGUUGUGCUGUAUCAUGGGGUAAGCAGCGGUGAGAUGUACAACAUGGCUUGCAACUGUGCACAUCUUAUGCAUUGCUAGGCACGAUAACGGUGCAGCAAGAGUGUCAACAUAUACAUUGAGGAUGCAAGGUGUGAAGCUCCCUAUGAGCUUGCAAAGACCAUCCCUAAGUAUCUGAUCAUCCUUAUCGACCUCGAGUGCGGAAAUCCUCAGUCAAAAAUGUUCUCGAUGUCUUCCAAAGUUGAGCUUUCAGAGGUGAUGAAGUCGGUGGUUGUUCAUCCAACAUCACCGAUAUCGACUACUAUCACAACAGUUGCCGUCCCGACUUCUCUUGAGGCGAAUGAUGUGCUGAUCAAGAUCCAUGCCGCGGCUUCCAACCCUAAAGACUGGAUUCACCUUGUUUCUCGUGGCUUUUCGCUGAACUCAGGAGAUGACCUCGCAGGAGUUGUUGCUGCGCUCGGGUCAGAUGUUACCAGCCUCCAGAUAGGGGUCAGAGUGGCUGCCUUCCAUCCCAUGGGCCAGCCUUACGGCGCCUACGCAGAGUAUGCGACCGCCCCAGAGCACACAAUUUUCAAGAUUCCCGAGAGCAUGACCUUCGAGGAAGCCAGUACCAUUCCGCUGGUCAGUCUUACGGCAGCAAUAACUCUGUUCCGCAGGCAAGGCUUUGCGGCGCCGUGGAAGCCUGAGGCCGCCGACAAGAACGACAAGCCGUUGCUGGUGUAUGCGGCCACAAGUGCGCUGGGGACUUUCACGAUCAGGCUUGCCAAGCUGGCGGGCAUUGGCCCGAUCAUUGCAAUAGGUGGUGGUAGUAGCGCAUACUUGAGCACUCUGCUCGACAUGCAGGAUGUACUCCUGGAUUACCGAUCGGGUAUGGACAAAGUGAAGCAAGAUGUGCGCCAAGUUGUGGAAGAUAGGAAGCUUUCAUUGACGCACGCUGUUGAUGCUUUCAGCGAGAACGGAAGCUGGGUGGAUGUGAGUCAGAUGAUGGAUGGAGGGAUACUCAGUGUCUUUUCUGGCGCGAACAAAUAUGAUGACGCUGGGAUUCCAGGCAAUGUCCAGGUCUUGUACACAUACGUCGGCACUGGACAUGAUGGUGCGUAUAAGCCUGGCAUGCCGAAGCAGCCGUCGGCUGAAGAUGCUCAGGAGGACGUCGACUUCGCUGUCGGGUUCUUCAAGUGGCUUGAAAUGGUACUCCGGCAAGGAAAGUUCUCGGGUCAUCCAUUUGAAGUCAUUCCUGGGGGCCUCGAUGGGGUCGCGGAAGGCUUGAAUAGGUUGAGAGACGGUCAAGUCAGAGGGAGGAAGCUCGUGUAUCAGAUCCCGGCGUAGACUAGUUCACGGCCAAUCAAUGCUGUGGCCACAAUAUGUACAGAUAUCUUUCACGUCAUGGAGACCUGGAGACC
Exophiala viscosa is the source of this 1562-nucleotide messenger RNA. Its product is annotated as chaperonin 10-like protein. The record is from RefSeq and is a predicted model, not a curated record. Gene Ontology annotation, molecular function: oxidoreductase activity, acting on NAD(P)H. The coding region runs from base 382 to 1488 and encodes 368 amino acids. NCBI's taxonomy places the organism in Eukaryota, Fungi, Ascomycota, Eurotiomycetes, Chaetothyriales, Herpotrichiellaceae. The transcript has a single exon.